This is a messenger RNA of Rhodotorula graminis WP1, 3224 nucleotides long. RefSeq lists its product as uncharacterized. The coding region runs from base 1 to 3156 and encodes 1051 amino acids. Gene Ontology annotation, cellular component: nucleolus; Noc4p-Nop14p complex; small-subunit processome. The transcript is spliced from 6 exons. Gene Ontology annotation, biological process: maturation of SSU-rRNA. The record is from RefSeq and is a predicted model, not a curated record. NCBI's taxonomy places the organism in Eukaryota, Fungi, Basidiomycota, Microbotryomycetes, Sporidiobolales, Sporidiobolaceae.
AUGGGAGGCAGCCAGCUCUCGCAGCUGCGUGCAAAGCUCAAGGACAGCGGCCUCAACCGCCAGUCAAACCCGCGCGACCAGCGCAAGCGCUCAAAGCAGCGCAACGACCACUCGGCCACCUCGCUCGUCCACCGCACCUCCAAGCUCCAGCAGAUCCACGACCAGUUCAACCUCUUUGACGUCCGCGACGAGAAGACCAAGUUCGCCGUCGUCACCCGCUCGGGCAAGGAGGAGGGCGGCGUAAAGGGCAUGCCCGGCCGCGCUCGUGCGGCCGGCAUCGAGUCGCGCAAGAAGUCGCUACUCCCCAUGCUCGACGCCCGCACCCACGCCUCGACUUUCGUCGACCACCGCUUCGGCGAGGCCUCGUCGACCCUCACGCCCGAGGAAAAGGCCCUCGAGCGCUUCACGGCCGAGCGCCAGUCGCGCCUGAGCGGCAACAAGAAGGCGCGCUUCAACCUCGAGGACGGCGACGACGAGGGCGGCGAGAUCUCGCUCACGCACGGCGGCCGCAAGCUCGGCUUCGGCGACGAGGACCAGCUCGAGGACGCGGGCGGGUGGGGCGGGCUCGGGCCGGGCGAGGGCGCCAACCGCGAGCCGUUGAUGAACCGGAGGAAGAUGGGCGCAGAGCCAGAGCCGGAGGAGGAUCCCGACCGCAAGAAGACGCACGCCGAGAUCAUGAACGAGGUCGUCGCCAAGGCCAAGUUCCACAAGGCCGAGCGCCAGAAGAUGAAGUCGGCCGACGACGAGACGCGCCUCGAGCUCGACCAGGGCCUCAAGGACCUGCGCGGCAUCCUCGCCGGCGGCGGCAAGGGCUCGGCGGCGAGGCCAGCGGCGGCCCCUGCAGCCGGCGCAGCCGGCGCAGCAGCAGCAGCCUUCGUCGACGAGAUGGACGACGAGGACGACGAGGACGACGACGAGGAGGAGGAAGAAGGCGACUCGGACUCGGACGAGGAGAGCGACGCCGGCUCGACCUACGAGCUCAACGACGACGAGCUCGAGGCCGCCCUCGCCGCCGCGUCGUCCAAGUCGGGCGUCGACCGCGACCUCCUGCGCAAGCUCAUCGGCUCGGCCGCCGACCGCUCCGAGUCGCCCGAGCCCGCACCGGCCGCCUCGUCGUCCUCCCGCGACGUCGCCGACGCGCCCGCCGCCGACCGUCCCCCUCCUGCCGUCGCACCAGCCGUCGACGACGACGACUCGCGCGACCCGUACGACCUGUACGUGCGGCAGCUCGCGCUCGAGCCGCGCGCGCAGGCGACCAACCGGCUCAAGACGCCGCUCGAGCUCGCGCAAGAGGCGGCCGAGACGCUCCGGGCGCAGGAGCAGCGCCGGCUCAAGCGCCAGAGGGGCGAGGCCGACCUGAGCAGCGGGAGCGAGGACGAGGGCGGCGAGGGCGCGGCCAAGAAGCGCAAGGAGAAGCAGCGCGCGCCGCAGGGCGACGACCUUGAGGACGACUACCUCGAGGAGAACUAUGGCAGCGGCGCAGAGGGCGAGGAGCAGGUCGACCAGGAGGAGGGCGCGUUCGGCAUGGGGCUCGAGGGCGAGGGCACCCGGCUCGGCGAGGACGAUGAGGAGGCUAGCGAGGAGGGCAGUGAGGAGGACGAGGGCAGCGACGAGGAGGAGGACGAGGGCAGCGACGACGAGAUGGACGUCGGCGACCUCGACGAGCCCGACUCGGACGACGAGGCGGCAGGAGUGGGCGAGACCGAGGCGCUCGUCGCGUCGACCAGCGCCAAGUUCGACCAGGCCGGCGAGCUGCCGUACACGUUCCCGUGCCCGUCGUCGCACGCCGAGUUUGCGCGCCUGUUGCGCUCGUCGGGCAUCCGCGACAAGGAUACGGUCGUCGUCGUCAAGCGCAUCCGCACCCUGUACCAUCCCGGGCUCGCCGAGGGCAACAAGGACAAGCUCCAGGUGUUCGCCAACGUCCUCCUCGACCACGUCAUCUUCCUGUGCGCCUCGUCGCCGUCGACGCCGUCGACGUACCGCACCGUCAAUUCGCUCCUCCCGCCCCUCCUCACCCUCACGCACGCCUACCCGCUCACGUCGGCGCCGCACUACAUCAAGAAGUUGUCGCUCAUGCACAAGAACCUCCUGCGCGGCCUCGUCCGCGGCCCGCUCGACCCGGCCGCCAAGACGUGGCCCGGCCUCGCCGAGUUGACCCUCCUGCGCCUCGUCGGCAUGGUGUGGUCGACCUCGGACCUGUCGCACCCGGUCGCGGCCCCGGCGCUCCUCCUCAUCGGCGAGUACCUGUCGCAGGCGCGUGUCCGCUCGCUGAGCGACCUCGCGAGCGGCCUGUUCCUGUGCACGCUCGCGGCGCAGUACGAGUCGCUCGCGCACCGCGUCGUCCCCGAGGCGGUCAACUUCCUCGGCAACGCCCUCGCGCUCCUCCUUCCUGUCUCGUCGUCGGUCGUCUCGGCAACGGCGUUCCCUGGGUCGUUCCCGACGCCCGACGUCAGCCAGGAGCACACCAAGGCGCUCAAGAUCCGGUCGUCGGCGGCGACCAAGGACCUCUCGCCGAGCGCGAGCGUCAACCUCGUCGAGGCCCUCGGCGCGUCCAAGGGCAAGCUCGCGGCCGACAAGGCCGAGCAGCUCAAGGUCGACCUCGUCGCGAGCGCGCUCGCGCUCGUCGAGACGUACCGGGCCAUGUACGCCGACAGCGAGGCGUUCCCCGAGCUCUUCUCGCCGCUCGACAGCGUCCUCAAGGCGGUCAAGGCCACCAAGGUGCCCGAGGCGAUGCGACCCGCGCUCUCGUCGACCCAGUCGGCCCUCGGCAAGGCGCUCCGGUUCGCGCUCCAGUCGCGCAAGCCCCUCUUCAUGCAGCACCACAAGCCGAUCCCGCUCGCGACGUUCCUGCCCAAGUUCGACGAGGGCUUCAACCCGAACCGGCGGUUCGACCCGGACUCGGAGCGCGCAGAGGCGAGCAAGCUGCGCGCGCUCUACAAGAAGGAGAAGAAGGGCGCCGUGCGCGAGCUGCGCAACGACAACCGGUUCCUCGCCGUCGAGGAGGCCAAGCGCAAGAAGGCCGACGACGUCCAGUACGAGAAGAAGAUCUCGAAGAUUGUGUCGAGCCUGCAGGACGAGCGCGCCGAGGAAAAGGCGCUCGAGCGGACCAAGGCGAGAGGCCAGCGGCGGGACAAGGCUCGUGCGGGCAAGCGGUAGCGUGGCCGUCGUCGGUGCUGCCGGACUCGGGCGCAGCUGUUUCUUGCGAUGCAUACGUUCCUCGCGUC